AUGGAAUUUUUAGAAUAUGGUACUACUUUAGCAGUUUGUGAUACCACAAUAGGACAUAUAAUUAAACAAUUAUUCAAUGAUCUUCCAUCGGCUUUAGACAUAAUAGAGUGUACAAAUCUAAAAUGUAAAAAAACAACAUUAACCCCUAUAUCUGUACCUUAUAUAAAUAUUCAAAUUACAAAUGAGGACUUGAGUUACCUACAACAGGAUAUAGAUAGUAGAAUGAGAACUAAUACUUCAAUAUGUGGUCAUACUGAAAAGAACAGUACACCGUGCAUUGGUAACAAAACAGUGACAACUACAAUACAAAUGCAUUUAUUUAUUGAGCUCCUCAAUAGGAUAGAGGAGGAUGAAAUAAAUAGCAGCCAGCAUAGCACCGAAGCAGCAUCUCAUCCUAAAAUAAAGUUGUCAAAUAUCCCACCUGUACUUAUCAUAAAUGAAAAAGCAUUUGAACUGAGAGGUGUAUUUUGCUAUCAACAAGGAUUAAGUAGGUUAAGAAACUCUGUAGGGCAUUAUUAUGCUUAUGGAAAACGAGGACCAAACAACUGGGAGCUAUUUGAUGACACAAGGAAAAAAACAAAACCUGUAAAAAAUUCAACUGUCGCCCCAUGUGAAUAUUUAAUGUAUUCAAUUUGA
Macrosiphum euphorbiae (potato aphid) is the source of this 636-nucleotide messenger RNA. NCBI's taxonomy places the organism in Eukaryota, Metazoa, Arthropoda, Insecta, Hemiptera, Aphididae. The record is from the annotation of a GenBank genome assembly.